Molecule: messenger RNA, 1242 nt
Organism: Brassicogethes aeneus
Lineage: Eukaryota; Metazoa; Arthropoda; Insecta; Coleoptera; Nitidulidae
Source: the annotation of a GenBank genome assembly
AUGUUUUUGUUAAAAUUAGUUCUGUUUGGGGCUUUGAUUUUUGGAAAUGAUGCGAGAUAUAGCAAAUGUAACUUAAUACAGAAAAUUUGGCGAUCUGGAAAAGCUUGCACCUACAAUCCUGAUGAAGUUUUGGAUACUGUACAGUUUGCUCGUAAAUACGGCUACCAAAGCGAAUCUCACACCAUCCUAACAGACGACGGCUAUUUCCUAACACUACACAGAAUACCUGGACCAAAGUCCGGCAAACGCGGUGGCCAACCUGUUUUUUUGCAACAUGGCCUUUUGGCGAGCAGUUUUGAUUGGGUGGCCGACAAAAACAUCUCAUUAGGUUUUAUAUUGGCCGACAUGGGUUACGAUGUUUGGCUAGGUAACUCCAGAGGUAAUACCUAUUCAAAAGCGCAUAUAUCCAUACCGGUCGAUUCCAGUAAUUAUUGGAAUUUCAGUUUUCACGAAAUGGGUAUAUACGAUCUACCAGCAGCUUUAAAAUAUGUAGGCGAAGUCACCAAAAUGGAGGGAGAAAUAAUUUAUAUAGGUCAUUCCAUGGGAACUACUCAGUUUUUCGUUUUUUCAUCCUUGUUGCCCGAAAAAGCUAAAACCGUAAAAAUGAUGGUUGGGUUAGCUCCAGUGGCGUACAUGACCCAUAUUAAAUCGCCCAUCAGAUAUUUGUCCCCGUUUGUUAAUAAAGUAGACUGGUUGAGAAAAUUUUUGGGACUGAACCAAUUUUUGCCCAACAAUUUUGUCAUAAAAAUGCUUUCCACAGAAUGCGAAAACUUCAAUUUGGGAAAGAAAAUUUGUGAAAACAUCGUGUUUUUACUAUGUGGUUUUGACAAAAAACAAUUUAACCAAGAUAUCUUAGGGGUUAUUUUGCACCACACCCCUGCAGGGUCAUCAACAAAAACCAUUCUGCAUUAUGCGCACGAAAUCAAAAAUGAUGGUAAAUUUCAACGGUACGAUUACGGUACAAGCGGCAACAUGGCACAUUAUGGUACCCAAAGCCCACCCGAUUAUAACAUCAGCAAUAUACAAACACCAACUUUUUUGAUGUACGGCAAGAACGACUGGCUAGCCAGCCCAACAGAUGUUUUAAAACUUUACUCCGAAUUAAAAAAUCCCAUUGAUGCCUACCAAAUAAAAUUUGAUUCGUUUAAUCAUGUCGACUUUAUUUUUGGAAAAGAUGUUGAUACAUUAGUGGUCAAGCCUUUGUUAAAAGUUCUAUUUAAUUAUACAGCUAAUGCGACUUAA